Messenger RNA from Pyrenophora tritici-repentis Pt-1C-BFP, 1149 nucleotides. Its product is annotated as Leucine-rich repeat (LRR) protein. The record is from RefSeq and is a predicted model, not a curated record. Gene Ontology annotation, molecular function: protein binding; U2 snRNA binding. Gene Ontology annotation, biological process: mRNA splicing, via spliceosome. Gene Ontology annotation, cellular component: U2 snRNP. Lineage: Eukaryota; Fungi; Ascomycota; Dothideomycetes; Pleosporales; Pleosporaceae.
AAAACAUUACACACGACAGCGCAAGGACAACACACAUCAGACUUUACGCUCACCCCACACACAUAGGCACUCUAUCACAUAAACUACGUUUUACAUACUACCGCCAAAAUGAGGUUAACUACCGACCUAAUCAACAACUCCCUCUCCUUCAUCAACUGUCUCACGGAGCGUGAACUCGAUCUGCGAGGCCACAAGAUUUCUGCGAUUGAGAACAUGGGUGCUGCAAAAGACAACGACGCCAUAGAUCUCACCGACAACGAUAUCGCGCAACUCGCAAACUUCCCGCUUCAACCCCGUCUCCGUACUCUGUUCCUCGCGCAGAACCGCAUUGCGAAUAUCCAGCCGAACCUCGCAGCUAGCAUACCCAACUUGAGCACCCUCGUCCUUACAAAGAACAGGAUCGCUGAGUUGGCCGACUUGGAUCCUCUGACUGGGUUCAAGAAGUUGGUGUAUCUGUCGUUGAUGGGCAACCCUGUUGCGGGCAAAGAGAACUACCGGUACUGGGUCAUCUGGCGCUGUCCUACAGUGCGCUUUCUGGACUUUACCAAGAUCCGCGAUGUUGAGCGCAAGAAGGCCAAGGAGCUAUUCGGAACUGAAGACGAGCCGACUGAGCUUGCCAAAGAGAUCUCAAGCAACAAGUCAAAGGGCUACGUUGUCCCCAUGCUCGAAAACGGCGACGACUCGGGCAAGGAGCGCAUCUACACAGACGACGAGAAGAAGCGCAUGCGUGCUGCCAUCCUCAACGCGAGCAGUCUUGCGGAAAUGGCCCGCCUGGAGAAGGACUUUGCCGAGGGCCGGAUACCGGCGCACAUUCUAGCUGGCGAAUUUGCAAUGCAAACAUAGUUCGUCUACGUAGACCGGAAGCUGGAUGAGUUGAGAAAAUGGCCCGCGACUUGGGAUACAGCAGACUACGACUACGACUGCACUGACACGCAUAUACGUCAGAUGAAGAGCGCAAUAUCCUACGCCAAAGAAAUCGGUAUGUGCCGUAUUGGACGGAAGAAGAGGAGCAUGUAUGGAACAGUUGUAGCAUUGAAUAGGCUGGCAAAGAUACGCUCUACAGUACGUUCAUCAUGGAAUAGCAUUCAAAGAUAGACUGCAGACAAACAUGAUCUGUAGAAAGAAUUGAAGACAGAUUACUUUGCGCCA